Messenger RNA from Cordyceps militaris CM01, 2208 nucleotides. Its product is annotated as DUF255 domain protein. The record is from RefSeq and is a predicted model, not a curated record. The coding region runs from base 1 to 2208 and encodes 735 amino acids. Lineage: Eukaryota; Fungi; Ascomycota; Sordariomycetes; Hypocreales; Cordycipitaceae. The transcript is spliced from 3 exons. Gene Ontology annotation, biological process: carbohydrate metabolic process.
AUGGUUCUCUCGGAGCUGACGGCAUCUGCUGCAGCCAUGAAAUCAUUCCACAUAGGUAGAGAGGACUCUGCAGCCAGAACCACUGGCUCCCUUUCUCCGCUGAAGAACCAUGCCGGUGAGAGUGCGAACCCUUUUGUUCGUAGCCUUGCGGCCAGCCCUGUCGCGUGGCAGCCGCUGAAUGACGAGAGUGUGGAACGCGCAAAGAGCGAGGGUAAACUUUUGUUCCUGCAUAUUGGGUACAAAGCCUGUCACUACUGUCGCCUCAUGUCGAUCGAGUCCUUCGCCAACGCCGAAUGCGCCGCCGUACUCAACGAUGCUUUUAUUCCCGUUCUUAUUGACCGAGAGUCUCGCCCUGACCUGGAUACAAUCUACAUGAAUUAUGUGCAGGCUGUAAGCAGUGUUGGAGGCUGGCCGCUUAAUCUCUUCGUUACACCAGAGCUGGAACCUGUUUUUGGUGGUACAUACUGGCCCGGACCUAAUGCUGCGCGCCGCGCACAUGACGAAUCUACCGAAGAUGCUCUGGACUUCUUGACUAUUAUCAAGAAAGUUCGGGACAGUUGGAAGGAACAAGAAUCAAGGUGUCGUAAGGAAGCCACCGAAGUUUUGGCUCAGUUGAGAGAAUUUGCCGCCGAAGGUACUCUGGGGACGAGACCAGUUACGCAAACGCAAAAUUUUGUGCCGUCAGGUUGGGCUGCUCCCAUUUCAAGCGAGUCUUCACAAGGCAUGGACAAAACCGCCUCAGUCUCAAGUGAACUUGAUCUGGAUCAACUAGAGGAAGCAUACACACAUAUUGCGGGCACGUUUGACCCUGUUUAUGGAGGCUUUGGCCUGGCUCCUAAGUUCUUGACUCCGCCGAAAUUGCAAUUUCUACUCGAACUACACACUUCCCCUAGUGCUGUUCAAGAUAUUGUGGGAGAGGCUGAAUGCGCUCACGCGACAGACAUGGCACUUGAUACUCUCCGGAAGAUCCGAGAUGGAGCUCUACAUGACCAUGUCGGAGCCACUGGGUUUGCGCGCUGCUCUGUCACCCCGGAUUGGACAAUACCAAAUUUUGAAAAGCUGGUAGUCGACAAUGCGCAGCUUCUGUCCCUUUACCUUACAGCCUGGCACAGAGCUGGUGGACAAGCGACGAGCGAAUUCUACGACAUUGUCCUGGAACUUGUGGAGUACUUGACAUCUACCCCAAUUCUGCGAUCAGAUGGGCUACUUGCAUCUAGCGAAGCUGCCGACUCCUAUGUCCGUAACGGCGACAGAGGGAUGAAGGAGGGCGCUUUCUACCUCUGGACUAAGCGAGAAUUCGACAGCGUCAUUGAAGCAGCUGAGAAGGGCGCCAGCCCAGUAGUUGCUGCUCACUGGGGGGUCCUAGAGGACGGCAAUGUUGACGAGCAGCAUGAUCCAAACGAUGACUUUAUGAAGCAGAAUAUCUUACGGGUGGUCAAGACCUCGGAAGAGCUGAGCAAACUGUUCAGCGUAUCCGUCGAAAGAAUUGAGCAGUCCAUCCACACAGCUCGCAAUGAGCUUAAACGACGAAGGGAAGGUGAGCGAGUGCGCCCCGAGGUCGAUGAUAAGGCUGUCACUGGAUGGAAUGGAUUGGCGCUGUCUGCUCUUGCCAAGACGGCAGAAGCGCUGGUCACGGUGAACCCUGAAAUCAGCGCCAAAUGCAAUACUGUGGCAAGCGGUAUUGCCUCUUUUAUCCAAAAACACCUCUGGGACACUCAGUCAAAGAUUCUGUAUCGAAUCUGGACCGGGGACAGAGACACGGAAGCAUUUGCCGAAGACUAUGCAUAUGUCAUUCAAGGAUUGCUGGAUCUUUUUGACACCAAUGGCGAUGAGUCGUUGAUUGCGUUUGCCGAUCAACUGCAGAGAACAGAGGCGCAAGCGUCGUACUUUUACGAUGCCGCAGGUGGUUUCUUCACCACCACAGCCGAGUCGACCUUUGCCAUUCUGCGAUUGAAGGACGGCAUGGAUACGUCGCUACCCUCCACCAACGCCGUCUCUGUCUCGAACUUAUACAGACUCGGCCAGCUCCUCGACGACGAGACGCUCACUGGCAUGGCACGCAGCAGUAUUAAUGCCUUUGAGCCCGAGAUGCUCCAGCACCCGUGGCUUUUCCCCGGCCUACUUGGCGGCGUUGUCACGGCCCGCCUCGGGACAUCACAGGUCCGUAAUGAAGAGGUUAAGUACAAGGCGGCGAGAGAAAAGGCGUAG